AUGGCGGCGUCCAUAGCGUCAACAAAAUGUGUUGCAAUGCAUGCUUUGAUAAAUCUCGUAUUUUAUAACGGUAAUACAACAAAUUUUAAGAUGCAUAUUGAGAGUGAACAUUCACUUCCUAAAGAUCACAACUCUUCCAGGGUCAGGUCAAGUACAUCAGGUGUCAAGCCAGGUACAUUUGAAACAGUCAUUGAACAUAAACAGCUAACACUCCCAUGUCUUUUGGGAAAUACCAAGUCUCCUAAACUUGGCAUGGAAAGAAAGCAAAACAUUGAUCAAGCAUUGAUGAAACUGGUAGUUGGAAAAGUCCUUCCUCCUAGUUUGGUUGAAAAUCAGUAUUUCACAGACUUCACUAAAAAUCUUGAACCUAGAUACAAACCUCCAUCACGCAAAACGCUUAUGCAAUCAGCCAAAAAAGAAGACAUUGAACAACAAAUUAGAAAUGAAAUAAAACAAUGCACUGGUUUAAGUUUAACUCAUGAUGGCUGGAAAAGUUCUGCGACAGAGAGUUAUAAUACAACUACAGUACAUUAUAUUCAUAACUGGGAACUGAAAUCGGCUGUCCUGAACACUGUGAAAAUGGAGGGAUCCCAUACAUCGGAGAAAAUUUCAGAGUCGGUUCUUGAAACUAAGACUAAAUGGCAAUUGCCUGACUGUAUUGCAACAACUGACAACGCCGCCAAUGAAAAGAAAGCUUUUGCACUUUUGAAUAUGCCACGGUUCGGUUGUUACGGCCAUAGAAUUAACUUAGUAGUGAAAAACUCACUCACUGGAUCAAAUGAAGUCUCAAGGAUUUUGGGUAAGGCAAGACGAUUGGUAACUCUCUUCCAUACUUCAUCUAGUGUAAAUGACAAACUCAUCGAAAAACAGAAGCUUCUUCUAAUUAAAGGAGUAGGUCACAAACUGAUAGCAGAUGUUUCUACUAGAUGGAACUCCUCCCUGGCAAUGUUGGAAAGGAUUCUAGAGCAGCUUCCAGCUCUUAUGGCUGUUGCUACAGACGAAAGUGUAAGCAAGUCUGCGAGAACAACACUUCAGAACUGUUUAUUUACUUUUGACGAAACCCUUAUCGCUGAAAAAGUAGUGAUGCUUCUUGAACCCUUCCAGAAAGCUACCGAGGUUGUUUGUGCCGAAAAAGUGCCAACUAUUAACAAAGUCAUUCCGGUUGUCCUGAAACUUCAAAUGGGCCUGAAGGAGAAUACAGAUGAUCCAGCGAUUUUUAAAUCCUUGAAAAGGAAAAUGGCUGAACAGUUGGAAAUCAGAAGUGAAAUAGAGGACCUUGCACUUUUAGGAUGUAUACUGAGUCCCUUUACCAAAGGCUUUGAAUUUAUGCCAGAUCAGAAAACAAAAGCUGAAAGUCUUCUUAGGAAUUAUGUAUUAGUGGAAGAUCCACCUCCAGCAGUUAAAGUUAAACAAGAAAAAGAUGUGACAUCUAAUGAACUUAAACCCCCCUUACCUUCAUUACCAACUUUACCAGAAGUUCCCAUAGAAAUUCCCGUAGUUUCAUUAGUAGAACUAGAAAAAUCAACAAGUGUUGAAGCACCCCUACCAAAAAAGUUCAAAUCCGCUGAUACAGAGGACUGGUUGUCUGAUAUUGUUUGUAUUGGAGAAACAAAAAUGUCACGUGAAGAUGUACUAGAUGCAGAGUUAUCACGAUAUUUUGGGUCAAGCUUAAAAGAGGCUGAUGCAAAAUGUACUGUUUUGGAAUGGUGGAAACGAAAUGAAAUAUUUUUUCCAUGCAUUGCAGCCGUUGCUAGAAAGAUUCUUUGUGUUCAGGCAAGCAGUGUUAGCAUUGAAAGAGUUUUUUCACUUGCUGGGGAAGAGGUUUCAAAAAAGAGAAGCCGGCUUACCCCGGAUAAUGUUGACACAUUCAUAUUUUUGAAAAAAAAAUCAUGGAAAGGUUUUGGUAACUUUGAAAACAUUCUUGUAAACUAUGAAGCUUAA
Molecule: messenger RNA, 1941 nt
Organism: Mercenaria mercenaria
Lineage: Eukaryota; Metazoa; Mollusca; Bivalvia; Venerida; Veneridae
Product: E3 SUMO-protein ligase ZBED1-like
Exons: 2
Coding region: 1-1941 (646 amino acids)
Molecular function (GO): protein dimerization activity
Source: RefSeq, a predicted model, not a curated record